AAAUGAAUCCAUCUCAAGUCUCAACCCCUUUUUCCCUCUUCAAAUCAAAAUCUCUCCUCAUUUUCUCUCUCCUCCCCCCUGAAAACGAAACUCGACUCCAACUCCAAACAGCCCUAAACCACUGCCAUAACAACCGUCAACCACCGCGACAACUCAAUUAAAAUAGUUAAUCAACGUCGUUUCAAAUGCAAGAGCUCUUUGGAUCAGUCCGCCGAUCUCUAGUAUUCCGACCAUCUUCUUCUCCCUCAUCCUCCCCAACCACCGACACCGACACCGACGUCGGCUUUGGUGGUUUCGUUGAUAAACUUGGCUCGUCUAUUCGGAAAUCACGUAUCGGUAUUUUCGCUGCCAAAUCGCCGUUGAAAGCGCUUCCUUUUCCUCCGGCGAAGGAGAAUAUGCCGCCGAUAAAAGAUGAAGCUCCGCCUAUUCGAUGGAGGAAAGGCGGGUUGAUUGGUUCUGGCGCUUUCGGGAGAGUUUAUAUGGGGAUGAACAUUGAUACUGGAGAACUCCUUGCUGUUAAGCAGGUUUCGAUUGCUUCAGGUGGUGCGUCUAGGGAGAAAACUCAGGCUCACAUAAGGGAAUUGGAGGAAGAAGUGAAUCUGCUUAAGAAUCUCUCACAUACACAUAUAGUUAGAUAUUUGGGAACUGCAAGAGAGGAGGAGGCUUUCAAUAUCUUGUUGGAAUUUGUUCCGGGUGGAUCUAUUUCAUCGCUUCUUGGCAUUUUCGAUUUAUUUCCAGAAUCUGUCAUAAGAACGUACACUAAGCAGUUGCUACUGGGGUUAGAGUAUCUGCAUAAGAAUGGGAUUAUGCAUAGGGAUAUUAAGGGUGCAAACAUCCUUGUUGACAAUAAAAUAGGUAUCAAACUAGCAGAUUUCGGUGCUUCCAAGAAAGUUGUUGAGCUGGCUACUAUGACCGGGGCAAAAUCGAUGAAGGGUACUCCACACUGGAUGGCACCUGAAGUUAUUCUUCAGACUGGACAUAGCUUCUCUGCUGAUAUAUGGAGUGUUGGAUGUACGAUCAUUGAAAUGGCCACAGGAAAGCCUCCAUGGUGCCAGUAUCAGGAGGUGCAAGCGCUAUUUCAUAUUGGGACCACCAAGUCUCAUCCUCCCAUCCCCGAACACCUUUCAGCUGAUGCAAAGGAUUUUUUGAUGAAGUGCUUACAAAAGGAACCAUGCUUAAGGGCCUCUGCUUCAGAACUUCUACAGCAUCCAUUUGUCACUGGAGAAUAUCGGGAAGCUCAAACUGGAUUUCGUCGGUCAGUUAUGGAAAAUACUGGAAACCAAACUACUACAUCAACAGAUCAGAAGAGCAUCAGAAGCAACGUAAUGAGGUCAAUCAGUGGCGGUCUAAAAGAUAUUUGCAAUAUGGGUAGUGUGAGGUGCUCAACAGUUUACCCUGAUAAGUUCUCUGGUACAAGUCCUCUAUGGGGUACAUACACUAGCGAUGAUGACAUGUGUAUGAUAGAUGAUAAAGAUGACUUUGCAGUAAGCUCAUCAGCACAAUCAAGCCCUGCAAUGUUUGCAGAUGACUUUAGUAAGAGUGUCAAUCCUAUGUGUGAGCCGACUGAUGAUUGGCCAUGCAAAUUUGAUGGAAGCCCCGAGGUUGGAAGAAGCAACAUCGACUUGUUUCCUAGGGAAAAUUCUGGAACUGCUGAAGCAUCUUGCAAUGGAGAAACUGAGGUUGGAAGAAGCAACAUCGACUUGUUUCCCGGGGAAGAUUGUGGAACUGCUGAAGCAUCUUGCAAUGGAGAAUCUGAGUUUACAUUCCCAAGUGAAACAUUGGCUGAUCAUGAUGAAGAAGUUACUGAGUCAAAGAUUCAGGCAUUCUUGAAUGAAAAGGCUUUCGAUCUCAAGAAACUGCAAGAAGAGUUCUAUAAUAAUACAAUAAAUGUGGCCUCCCCAAAAGCUUUUAAGGCUAUAGACAAUGAUACUGUAAGUAAUUUGCCUUCAAAGAGCAAGUCGCCUGCACCAGUACCCAGUAGACGACAAUCUACCGCAGGUGAUGUUUCCAGGAAUACGAGUCCUGCGAGCCACUGCAGACCUGUCCUAAAAAUGGAUGUUCUCAGAGAGCAGCCUUCAAAAGAGCUUCCUGAGAUCAGAGAUAUACAGAAAGAAGGACAUAGUUCAAGUCCAAGCUUCUCUGAGAGGCAAAGGAUAUGGAAAGAAGAACUUGACAAAGAACUUGAGAUGGAAAGAGAGAGACUAGCUGAAAGAUUGCGGCAGGCAGGAGGGAAGACCUCAUCCCCAAAUAAGCGGAUUCCCUGUCAACAUAGGGAACGAUUACCAUUUACAUCCCCGCCUAAAUGAGUACAUGUUUUUUAAUGUCUCUGGCCAUGAUGCUUUGAGGAAGAUGUGCUUGCCAGGAAAGCACGAAUGUAUCUAGCAGUAUUUUUGGUAAAGAAAGUUGUGUUAAAUAAUACUCCAUAUAGCGACCACCUAGCAGUCUUUCCAUGAAUGGCAGGUCUGCCAGUUGAUCAAUUGUAUCCGUCUUCUGGAAGGUGUGAAGAGGCUGACGAAUCACAUCUUCAUUCAGUGUUUUGUAAUUUCUUACUUCUGCUGAUUAAGCGCGAUUUGUAUGUUUUAUGCUGAAUAUUAAAGAAUGUGAUGUUGAGUUUUUCUCUGGCAAUGAUGAAGACUUUUAUAGCAAUGUAUAGAGGCAUGUUGAUAACGGGUGAUGUAUUAUAAUGGCUCCAUUAUAUAAAUAUCCAGAGCUUUGUCUUCUUUAUACUCAGUAA
Spinacia oleracea (spinach) is the source of this 2734-nucleotide messenger RNA. Its product is annotated as mitogen-activated protein kinase kinase kinase NPK1. Gene Ontology annotation, biological process: protein phosphorylation; MAPK cascade. Gene Ontology annotation, cellular component: cytoplasm. Gene Ontology annotation, molecular function: MAP kinase kinase kinase activity; ATP binding. The record is from RefSeq and is a predicted model, not a curated record. Lineage: Eukaryota; Viridiplantae; Streptophyta; Magnoliopsida; Caryophyllales; Amaranthaceae. The coding region runs from base 186 to 2306 and encodes 706 amino acids. The transcript is spliced from 17 exons.